ACAAUAUUUAUAAAUUUGGGGAAAGAGGCGUUUCGGGUUAGGACUAAAAGGAUGGCAGAGGUUGCUCGUUAGGGGAAGCGAAAAUUGGAAGAGGAAAUUAGUGUGAAGAAUAAUGUGGAAACAGAAGAGUAUGAUUCUGAUGAUGAUAUGUAUGCUGGUAACCAAAGGAUGACCCGAGAAAUGCGGGACGAGUAUAAUAGACAGAUCGAUGAGAGCGAGGUACGUGUUUGCAGCCCAGGGUCCCAAGGUAGGGGGUUUUGAUAUCACUUUGGAUGUGGAAUUGGGUGUGAGUAUUGGAGCUCCAAUUAUUCCACACCGGAGGGGUAAAGAGCAUGGCCCAAAGUUUGUUGAGAUAUCCUGCCUAGCCAUUGAUGCUUACAAUUUACAGAAUAAUAAAAGAUUCGAAUUUGUCGAAAAUGUGACUGUGAACGCAUCACUUGCUGCUGGAUAUUGGUGUUACAACACCUUUCGAGCCAGGGAUUCUGAUGCUCCCAACGCUGUAAAGACAUUUCAAGCAUUGGGGUACUGGGGAAUUAGUGGAAAGAGAAUUCUUUCAUUUUGCAGGCUUAAGAAAACAUCCAGUGAUGAAGGUGAUGAGUGCCCUCCCGAUUCCAAUGUUGACGUGAAAGCUACACAGUGAGCUUGUCAUCUCUUUAAGCUCGUCAGUCUUACUCUUGUAGUAGUAAUUAUUGAAAAUGUAGCGUCACUUGUGCUACUAUUAAGACCUGAAAAGAAGUGUAGUGAUGUGUCUUCUACUCUCCUAGUUGUUUUAUUAAGAAUGUAGAAUUAUUUGUGUUAUCACUAAGACAAGGAAAAAGGUGUUUUGAUGUUAUGAUUAUGCUUGAUGAUGAAGCUUUAUCAGAGUAACUUGGGGUUGAGGAA
This is a messenger RNA of Lycium ferocissimum, 882 nucleotides long. RefSeq lists its product as uncharacterized. The record is from RefSeq and is a predicted model, not a curated record. The transcript is spliced from 4 exons. Bases 209 to 640 code for a protein of 143 amino acids. NCBI's taxonomy places the organism in Eukaryota, Viridiplantae, Streptophyta, Magnoliopsida, Solanales, Solanaceae.